Messenger RNA from Lymnaea stagnalis (great pond snail), 3841 nucleotides. The record is from the annotation of a GenBank genome assembly. NCBI's taxonomy places the organism in Eukaryota, Metazoa, Mollusca, Gastropoda, Lymnaeidae.
AGAAUAUUGAGGAACAAUAACCCCGAAAUUACCUUAGCUGAAAUUGUAUUGUGCUUUGAAAGACAAGGAAUUAAUCUCAUAGAUUUUCAUAAGCCAACGUUUUCUGUAACAACUCUGCCUCGUUACACAUUGAAUCUUUUUGAAGGAGACCUUUCGAAGUUGGAGAGUCCAUCAGAUAUUUUUAGCAGCUCUUCUCAUCUAAUGUCCUUACCUAUUUGCAAGUUUUAUCAUUUGAAUAAAACAUGCAGGUUUGGUAAACAUUGUAGAUACGCCCAUUCCAGUGAUAGACCUCCAUCCUUAAUAACAAAAAUUAAUCAUGAAGAAUUGUUAAAAGACCAAGCUUCACCUGUGCCAGCUUUGAAAGAGUCUAACCCAGAAUCUCAAAUAGCCUGUUGCUUGAACAAAAAUGAAACUUCAAUAAGCAGAGAUCACCUGGAUGAGAAAAGCACUGAGGAUUCAACACAUCCCACAAAUGAAACAGAGAAUACGUAUAGAAAGGAAAAUGCAGCUAUAAAUAGAGCCUCAAACAAUAAACCCACUCGCAAGCCUCUUUGCCACUACUUUCUUUCCUAUGGAAACUGUAGAUAUGGAAAUGAUUGCAGAUUUUCCCACCAGCUACCAAAGUAUGAUGAUAAGCGAAAUAAUGGAUCAAGGCAGAGACAGAGGAAGGAACAUGAAGUUGCUCCUCGCUUCAGACAAGACAAGAUGCAAAAUGUUCCAGAAUGUGUAAAUGAUGAGACAAUUCCUAAUGCUAAUGAAAUUCCAGCUCUUGUGACUGGGCAGGGGUCUCAAAAUCCCCCUAAGAGACCCAGCUCCAAGAAUGUCAGGCCGGAGGAUGAGAACCAAAAGAUUUGCCCAUAUUUUCCUUCAGGUCGAUGUUGGCGUGGGGAACGCUGCAGGUUUAAACAUCUUUCAGAUUUGAAAUCUGAAUAUGACUCUAACUCAGAGAAUAAGCAUUACAGAAGAGAGGUAUAUAGAAAAGGUCACAAUGACAAAUCCAAAUCACAGGAACCAACAAGAAACCAAAGAGAUGUUAGGGAUGAUAAUCGGCAGACUGUAUCGAGUGACAGACCACAAUAUGAAACGAAAAGGCGGAUCAUCUCAAGGCCCCUUGGUGUUAAACAGAUUUUCACAUAUAGUGAGUUAGAAGAUGUAGGAUUGGCUAAAGUCCGAGAGAUGGAAAUAAACAUAAUCAAGAAGCGAUUUCCAAAAGAUAAGAUUUCUAUCAAUGAUGGAGAAAAAUGGACAGCAAGGUUAAGCUUUUCUCCAACAGAUCCAGACUGGGUGAGCUGUUAGAUACAUUUGUAUUUAUAAGCUUAUUGGGUUUUUUUUUUAAGUUUUAAAAAUCUUAGUAUGGACAACCUUUUGUUUUUCAUUUGUACGGGUACCAAGGAAAUAGCUUUCUAUUUAAAACUCAAAAUUUAAGAAUGCAUCUUUAUAAUAUGGUAAUAUUAUGUUGAAAAAGUGUUUAAUUUAUAAAAAUGUGUUACUUAUAUUUGAAUUCUUUCAUUUACAGCCAUUUGAUGUUUCUGUUUUUGAGCUUCUUUUUGGUGUGCCAGAAGAUUAUCCAAAAAAGGUUAGAGUUUAUUAGCUUCACAAAAAUGCUGGACUAUAUUUUUUAAGCAGAAAAACAAAUAUCAAAAUAAUUCUCUUAAUUAAAACCUUAUACUGUUUGUUGUUAAGAGGAACACGUUUUCUAAAGAACAUAUAAAGAAUAUGGGCAUAGAAGAAAAGAGAGGCAUAUUUGAAGCUUAAGAAAUAUAGAAAACGAUUUAUUUUUUAAAAUGUUGAUUGUAUUAUGUGUGUUUUUGUAUUAAUAAUCUUUUUAAUUGAUUCUUUCCAAUCUAAUCAGUUGAUGACUAUCACACUACCUGUUGACCAGGAUUUGCCAGAAACUGUUAGAAGGUAUAUUAUAACCAUUUUCUUAAAACAAUGACAUAUGUAGCUUAGAGUACCGUAAUUAUAAUAAUUUACUCAUGCCACUUUAAAAAAACAGCAGAAAUCUGUUUUUUAUGUUAAACUUCUAUAAAGACUUUGAGGAAAAUAUAGUUUGUUACUUUGGUUAUUUUAUUUUGUUGAAAUUAUGGUAAAAUUAACUUUCUCUCAAGAAACAAAGGAUUGAACUUAUUCACUGUUUUAAUUUUUUUUCUGCAUCAGAUAUGUUGAAAUCAGCAUUAAGGAAUGGCUUGAGGAUAAAAAGGAACAGCUAUCUUCAGCUGGUAAAGUUGAGCUAGUUUUUAGGCCAUUCCUCCGCUGGUUCGACAGAAAUAUUGAAGAUAUUACAACAGAAGCUCUUCAACAGGUAAUUAGUUUAAGGACACAAUAAAUUUAUAAGGUUACUCCCAUUUUGUUUUUAAAAAAUUCUUUGUUUGAAGUACGAUAUGGUAUUUUGUAUUUUUUGCUUGCCUUUAAAUUUGAUGCAACCUGUGUUGGUUAGUAAGUAUAACAAUAUGGUUACAAUUUUUUUUUUCAGCUGAAACGAGAACUUUUAGCCAAGGCUGCUGGGUUUGAAUUCAUACCAGCCAAUAGGUUGAAGGACAGAUUCCGCACCAAAAGUGAAUCAAGUGAAGAACAUGAACACAGCCUGUCGGAGAGUGAGCAGAGAGGAGGAGGCAGUGGCGACGAAGAUGAUUCCAGCGAGGAAGAGGAUGAUUCCAGCAAUGAAAGCACAACGGAUGAAAAUAAUGAUGGAGGGGCGAAUGUGUCACUAAGUCUUGAUCCAGAUAAAAAGGGCACAGAGCUAGCCCUGCAGCACCUGCAGCUCAGAGAAAAUGCUUCUGCCCUUAUGUUUGAGACACUGAAACUCAUCCUUCAAUGCCAGAGGUGCAAGAGCCAUUCUGAACUGCAUGUACCCCAGAACAAGGUGAUGUCCCUCAGGUGUGAAAAGUGCAACCAGAACCAGUUUGUUAACUACCGUCCUGCACUGAUCCAUCAGUUUUCCUCAGUGGUUGGUUAUCUGGAUGUGGAUGGAUGCCAGGCUUUUGAUUUAAUUUUCCAAGACUGUAGACUGGUUGUCACUUGCUUGGGUUGUAGCAAGCCAACAAGAAUCAAUGUGAGUAAAGCAGAUUUAAAUUGUUUGUUUCAUUGGACACCAGUAAAAUAAAAUUCCAUAAGACAAAUUAUUUUAUCAUAAACAUCGAUUGGGUUAUUGUAUAUUUUUUUUCCCACAGGGGCUCGUCACAGGGCAAAUGAUUGAUGGGUGGUGCCAGGCCUGUAAUGCCAGAUUCAAACUAGCAACCGAGUCUGUUAAAUUUUCCCAAUUUGUCCCAUCAGGAAUCGACACAAGUGAGUUUCAAUACAUUUUAAAACUUGGUGAAAGGUUAAUGAGAUUAAGACAUUUUUUCACAUUUAAAAUAAGUUACUUUUACUUUCCAAAGCUUUCAUUUAAUUUACCAACUAGUAACAUUUACGAUUUAGUAAUGAAAAUAAUCUUAAAACAUUUUUUUAUCUUCAAAUUUCAAGCCGUUAAAUAACUGAACAUCUUAUCAUUUUUAAUUACAAGAGCAUAGCACUAAGGAUAGUAAUUUUAUAUCAAAGUUUGGAUUCAGUUCAUGUUAUCUCAGUAAAUAUUCUAUAAUCAGCCAAUAAAGUAGUUGAAGUUCCUUCAACUAAAACUAAAAAACCACCCAAGGAUCCAGCCAUUCGAGAGGGCUGCCCUCUACCAGAGUUUGGAACUUGCAAGCACUAUAAGCACAGUUACCGCUGGUUGAGGUUUCCUUGUUGUGGGAAGGCAUACUCUUGUGAUGUCUGCCAUGAUAAGAAAGAGGAUCAUGAGAUGAUACUGGCUACCAGAAUGAUCUGUGGACACUGCUGCAAGGAACAGGUUAUUUUUUUUUUGUAA